UAUACCCGGGGUUUUUAAAGUCAAGGGCGUCGCUAGUUUUGUAGUCGCCUGAAGGAGUUAAGUCGUAGAUGUAGAAGGUUUACUUGGUUAGUACAUGCUCUAUUUGCAUAUCGCAUAUAUUAGAAGGCAUUUUUUACAUUUUGAACCUGUUUGUUUGAAAAUCCCCAAAAACAUGUGUUAAUCUACUUCAUCAGUCUAAUUUAUUCGUUUAUGUUGAAAUGAUAUGGAAAAAUGUUGUAACUUAUAACCACCCACAAAAUUCAGAUUGAAAAAGUCAGUCGAAGUCGAAAUGAGUACUCAUAUCUAUGAGUACUGGAAGCUACGGAACUCAACCACACCAUAACUGUGAGACAAAUGUAUCCCUUAUACUCAGGAAACAAUCAAAUAUAAGCAGUUAUAAUGUUCACUUGGAUAAGAUUAUUCUAGUAGCCAUAGUGCUCAUUAAAUAAUAAUGAAUUAUUUGCACUAUACGUUGACAUGGAGACGUGGACAAAAACGGACCAAUUUUUUCACACUAACCUGCCACGAAAAUACUGAGUAUUCUGGAUAUAUAUAUGACGUAUCAGUGUAUUUUGCUUCAUAAUAUAAGGCAUUGUGUAGUUCAGAACAGGUAGUUUAAAGAAAAGAUUAGUUCUAGCGUUGGCAGUUCGUGUCACUUUCAUCCGAUUCCGAAUUGUCACAAUAAUCAUGUUGCUUUUCAUAAAAGUUUAUUUGCAAGGUCAGCAGUCUUAUCGCUUUGCAAUGGUUUUUGAAUACUUAAUCUAUAGUCUGCAGUAGCAAAAACAGUUGGUUUGUUCACCUGAUCUAACUUCUGUAGCAAAUAUCGAAGACUACUCCUAUUCCCGGGAUAAGAUAAAGACCUGUUUACUACAAGAAUACAGUCUGAAAUUGACUUUAGAUCGAAUCUUUGUUCCUUUCGUCAUUACUUAGACGCAGGGUAUUAAGGUAAGGCGGUAAAUCAGUUGAUGAGUUUGUAAAUCCUCAUCGACUGAGAUGGUUGGGUCACAUGUUACACAUGGCUGAACACCUAUUACCGCAACGCGCAAUGCUGACUGGUGUUGGAGAGUUAGGGGCGGCCAAACCAAAAUGUUGCAUCAGUCCAUAAAGUCACCAACUUUUGGUGUGAUUCAUGUUGGUAGAUGCAGACUACUUGGUUGGGGUCUGUGUGACUAUCGUAACCAAUGUUUGGAAACUCUGUGUGACAUGGCUCAGAAUCGAUCACAAUGACGUAGGUGUAUAUGUUAUUUGUCUUCCCUUAAACCGUAAGAUUAAAUUUGCUUCAUAUCUUUCUACCUGAAGCAAAUAUGCUUCCGUCUAGCAACCAAAGGACGGGUUUACUGUGCAGCAGUUCGCUCCGUCCUACUUUAUGGCAGUGAAACAUGGCCAAUAAGAGUAGAGGAUAUUCGUAGGCUACUAGUGUUCGAUCAUAGGUGUCUUCGAAGCAUUGCUCGUAUAUCCUGGGACCACCGGGUAAGUAAUGCAGUUGUUAGGAAACGAGUACUAGGUAGUGAUGGCAAAUCGAUUGAUGAAGUAGUGAAACUUCAUCAGUUGAGAUGGCUGGGACAUGUGUUACGUAUGCCCAACCACCGACUGCCCCGACGUGCAAUGUUUCAUGGUGUAGGAGUAGGUUGGAAGAAAGCUAGGGGAGGCCAGACCAAAACGUGGGACAAAUCAAUGAAGUCACUGACAAGUGGACUGGGCCAUGUUGGUAGGUGUAGACUACCUGGUUGGGAUUCGCGAGAUGACAGCAACCGAUGGUUAGAGACCUUGAAUGACAUGGCUCAAAAUCGUUUGCAAUGGCGAAGGUGCAUCCACUCUUUGUGUUCGACCAAAUUCUAAUCUUCUAAAUUCCUCAUGUCUUUAUCUUUUUCUCUUUCCAAAUUUAUUUCACUGUACUAUACUCCUUCAAUAAUUUCUUCAAACCCUAAUCUUUUGGAUUUCUGAUUAUACUCCUACUACUUCUACCACUAUGGGAUUUGAAUCGACAACUGCAUCUCUGUGCUAAUGUAGUAUGGCAACUCGAACUGAUGUACGUACGUACGAAGUUCUACGUUGUGACUGACUUUCUGCAUACUAAUUCUUCAUGUACUUUAUCUUCAUACACAAUCUUUCUUUUAUACAUUACUACCAUUGAAGUAACUACCAUGAAUUUCGUGUUUAUCUUGUUGUGCUAAUGAUGUGUGACAAACUGAACCGAUGCAUAUAUGUGCCUGGCCCUACGUUGUAGUUGAUUGAUUGGAACGUUGAUCGCUAGGUUUCGCAAUUUUGAUUAGAAGAAACUAGUGGUCUAUUCCACUUCUCACAUAUCACUUUUGUUUAUAUUUCAAGAUUGAUUUGGGUGUUAUAUCUUGUCAUCUGUAUGAAGUUUUUUUCUCUGGGUUUCACAGAAAUUAAUAAUCCUGGUGUAAUCAUUUAAUACGGAAACUGUGCUCCUUGUAUCAACUGCUGACUUAUUCGAAGUCGCUACGCAAAUAAGCUGUAUCAAAUCAUCCAGCAAAUACUUGCUUUAAAAACUAUUCUUAUUACUCUAUAUGGGAGGUGGUGGUGUCAACUCAGCUCUCUCAUCCCAUAAAUUCUAUGUUCAAAUCUAACAUCAUCUACUGAUUAGACAAAUCAAUGUUAUUGUUGGACCUCAUACAAACAAUACUCAGAGCAGAUUACAUAUACCUAAAUUAUGUUAUUAUACCUCAAAUGAAACAAAGUUUAGAAGUUUGUAAUAGGUAACAUCAACCCAUCUCUAACUAAACAAAUAGGAUUUGCUUUUCAGCACAAAUUACUGAAGUUACCCAACUAUUUAUUUUUCGUAUACUAAAGACUUCAAUCAAUGAUUCUAUAAUUAGGUCAAACUAACAACUGAUUUUUGUAAUAUUUUUAGUAUCCACAACAGGAAAUUCUCUCUUAUAUCUAAAAAAAUAUAUGUUAGGUUUUUUGCUGCAUUUUGCUAAGGUGUGCCUAUAAUGCACCAAUAUACUACCAUAUUUACAAAUAGUUGUUAACAACUUCAUACUUAAAAGAUAUUGUCUAUCGACAUGUGAUCAGUUAACUUUUAUUUUUUAGUUAGAUCUGAUUUAUUUGUCUGACUAUUCAUUUAAAAUUACUAAACUGAUAUGGAUCCCGAGAAGUUUUUGAAUUUCCAAAUGCAAAUGCGUGAAAAUAAUUUAGAAGUAGAAAGUUUCUUAAAUGAUUUUGAAGCAUGGAAACAAACAGUUGAAUCAAAAAGCAAACAGUUGGAGAGCACAUCUCAACCGGAGUUGCCGGCUAUUCGUAAUAGUCUAUUGAAAAAGCAUAAAAAGAAAGCAGUUAAACAAAAUGUUAACAAUAAAAAGGUUGAACGAAUCAAAUCUAAUGAUUAUCGUGCUUGGGAUAAGUUUGUUGCUAAUGAGGCUUUAGAUGAUGAUAAACAUAAUGAUCAUCGUGAAGUUGAUGAAAACUCCAUUUCUCUUAAUGACCAAGAUUGCAGUAGUGAAACAGAUGAAGAACAAGAAGAUCAGAGAAGAAUUCAGUUAUCUAAAGAUGCUCGUGAAUUAGGCAAUGUUCGUUUUAAAGAAGGUAAACUAAAUGAAGCUAUCGAGCAUUACACUAUGGCCAUACGACUUUCACCUGAAGAUCCCAUCCCAUACAUAAAUCGUGCAUUUGCUUAUAUUAAAACAGAACGUUAUGCAUCAGCUGAAGCCGAUUGCACAGCUGCUUUAAGACUAGACAGAACUUCUGUUAAAGCAUUUUAUCGGAGAGCACUUGCCCGAAAAGGUCUGGGUCAUAUUACUGGAGCAAUUGAAGAUUUAAAGGAAUUGCUUAGAUUCGAUCCAGAUAAUAAAACUGCCACAAAUGAGCUCGAAGCUUUAGUCGGUAAAAAGGAAGUCGCAUACAUAUCUAAAUCUCCCGUGUCUUGUAGUUCAAUCCAGUCGAGUAAUCCAAGAAAAAUGAGACGAAUACCAAUAAUUGAAGUUGAUAGUGAUAAUCAUAAUAAAAAUAUACUGAGUACACCUGUACAGAAUAUUACAAAAUCUCUUUGUACUGAUGAUAAUAGUUCCGUCUCAAAUAACAGGUAUUCUAUUUUGAAUAAAGAUGAAUCAAAAAAUGAGAAUGUUUCGCAUUCAACUCCAAAGAUAUCAGAUAGUUUGAAAUCUCGAAAUAUAUCCUCCAGUACGUCAACGCCAAUAGUGUCUAUUAAUGAAACGAUUAACUGUAAAAGUGAUCAUAAUUUUAAACGACAACCACCAUUGUUAAAUACAACCUUACAUAAACCACCAUCAAAUUGGUUUCAAUUAGAACGCGAACUACGUGAAUUAUGUCAGAGAAAUUCUUCAUCGAACUACCGACCAAAUCUUAGCAAAGAAGCAAUCAUUUAUUUGUGUAAUAUUCAACCAGUUGAUUAUGUGAAAUUAUUCGGUGAAAAUAUGGACAGUGAUUUCUUAUUACGUAUGCUGCAAGCAUUUUAUCUAUCAGAUCAAUUAACAAAUCAACACAUUGUAGAUCGUUUAUUAUUUUUAUCAAAAUUGCCAAGAUUUGAUAUUGCUUGGAUGAUGAUUGAUGGAUUAGAACGUGUAAAUAUAAUUAAAUUUAUUAAGAAUUUACAAAAUGAUACUUCACUUAAUAAAGAAUUACUCAAGCAAAUUUAUGUACAGUAUGAAUGUGAAUAAAUCCCUAAUGUGGAAUAAGAAAAAAUAUUUUUGGAAGUCAUAUUCUCAUUGUGUAAUCGUUGACUAACGGUAAUAGAAUAGCUUCUCAUUCGUUAUAUUUUAUUUCAAGUUAUCUGUUUUGAGUACUGGAUUAAAUUUCAAAAUGUAACAUCUGACAUGAAGAAACCGAAAAGUGUACUUAUUUAAAAGUCUUGUAUUGGAGUUAUCUAUGGUACCUUCAUUUCCAAAGGUUCGUCAGCAAUGAACUCGAUUUAUAAAUUAUAUAGUUCCCUCAUAAUAUUUCUACCUAUAUUGUAGUAGCUUAGCUUUGUUAAUUAAUCACCUUGAUAACCGUUAUUGUAUAAAUCCCAGCGGUGUUUGAAAUCAGAAGGCAAUAAGAAGUGGCGACUGCAGUUUAUUAACGGAUAGCACACAUAACAAAGAUACAAGCACACAGAGCGGAUUUCGAGCAGAGAGACUAAUAUUUAUGCGCGAGCGAAUACAAAGUCAAAUUGCAUAAGGGCCCAGCAGGGCAAAGGCUAUUAAUAGGAUUCGAGUACAUAUAUAUACAUGGGAAAGAGAAUGACUCAUCGAGC
This is a messenger RNA of Schistosoma rodhaini, 5215 nucleotides long. NCBI's taxonomy places the organism in Eukaryota, Metazoa, Platyhelminthes, Trematoda, Strigeidida, Schistosomatidae. The record is from the annotation of a GenBank genome assembly.